Oncorhynchus tshawytscha (Chinook salmon) is the source of this 1819-nucleotide messenger RNA. RefSeq names its product N-acetyltransferase 8-like 2 (gene nat8l2). NCBI's taxonomy places the organism in Eukaryota, Metazoa, Chordata, Actinopteri, Salmoniformes, Salmonidae. The record is from RefSeq and is a predicted model, not a curated record. The transcript is spliced from 2 exons. Gene Ontology annotation, molecular function: N-acetyltransferase activity. The coding region runs from base 363 to 1052 and encodes 229 amino acids.
AACGUUUGCAUUGAAUGGUUGUUGGGACUCGUGUGGAGCCUACCUUUUAUGCAAGUUAUGUUUUUAUUAUCAAAAUCUUUAUUGUAACGUUAAUGUAGCCUACUCUGGAAUAUUUUGUAGUAUUUUAUUUUAACUUGAAUUUGAAGCAUUGUGCAUUGUCCGUGCAUUGUGGACUUUGCACGGACAUAAACGAAGUUGUGUAAGGUUUCGUUAUUGAAAAAUUACUUUUUCCAGAGCCUACGCCUUUUUAACGUUACGUUGUAUCCUUUCUGCAGUUGUUGAAUUUUGCCUAUAUUUAAUCCGUAGUCACAAGGCUGGAAUUGGAACAGAAGGCUGGAAGUACACAGACAAUCUAAAAAAAAAUGCAUUUGGUGGUCCGACGAUACAGGCCCUCCGACAAGGAUGCUGUUUUAACCCUGUUCUGUGAUGGCAUCUUGGAGCACAUCAACCCUUCGUUCUACAACGCCAUUAGCAACCCUGUCAAUGUGGGCGUCGCCCUGUUCCUUUCUAUGGCUGGGUACAUGCUGGGAGGUGGGUCUACUCUCUGGGCCUUGCUGUCGGCUGGAGCCUGGGUAGGUCUGGUCUACUACUGCUGCAGCCAACUGUACGCUAGCUUCGUCAGAGAGAGGCUGCGCACGGACAUGCAGGACAUUCCAGGAUGCUACCUGAGCCACCCCGACAACUGCUUCUGGGUGGCUGAGACUGAGGUCAACGGCUGGGUUGAGAUUUUAGGUAUGGUGGCCGUUGUGGCCAAAAAGGUGGUGGGCGGAAGAGACGGGGAGAUGAGCGGUGAACUAUUCAGGAUGAUUGUAUCGACGAAGUGUCGUCGGACAGGACUCGGUUCCAGGAUGACCCAGACCGUUAUUGACUUUUGUAAAGAGCGAGGGUUCUCUAAGGUCGUCCUGGAAACCAGUUCCACCCAGACUUCUGCAGUGGCCCUGUAUAAGAAACUGGGCUUCUCACACAUCCUGUCACACACCAAGACGUACUCUCCUGAAUGGAUGACAAUUAUAUCCCGAGUCACCAUUCUGAAGAUGGAAAAAGUCAUAUAGACAAGACGUACUCUCCUGAAUGGAUGACAAUUGUAUCCCGAGUCACCAUUCUGAAGAUGGAAAAAGUCAUAUAGUCCUUCUCAUGCUUUUGUAUAGUAAGUGUUAAGACGUGCAACUUUUUGGUUCUGAAGCACAGAUUAGAUGUCUUUGAGACAAGAAUUAGAUGCAAUACCGUAGGCCUACAUUAGUAACUAGAUCGAAUAAGCAAAGGUAUAAAUAUAAAAUAAAAUGGUAUAAUGUAGCCUAUUGGAAUAUGUUUGAAAAAUAUGUAUUUUCCCCUUUCGGGUUUCACACUUGUGAGUUGCGACCCUCGCAAAACAUUCUCAUGGAGGGGGGUUGGGAAACUGCUCUCUCAUUGCCACCACCAGCAAAAGAGUUUUCUCCCUAAUUGUCUUCCCUAUGACCCAUGGCUCUCCAAACCUGUUCCUGUAGGUUUUCACUACAACCCCACUUAUAACUAAACUGAUUAGGGUUUAUCAAUCAGCUAAUUAUUAGAAUCAGCUGCACUAGAUUAGAGUUGGUAUGAAAAUCUACAGGACGUAGGUAGUUCUCCAGGAACAGAAUCGGAGAGCCCUACAUUAAUUUAUAUAUAUAUAUAUAUAUAUGACCUAUAUAUAUAUACUAUGACCUAUAUGUACUCUAUAUACUAUAUGACCAAUAUGUACUAUAGUCCGGGCUCUGUCUGGGCCACUCAAGGACAUUCAGAGACUUAUUUUGUCCCCCUACACCAAACGCGAUCACGACACGCAGGUUAAAAUAUCAAAACA